Daphnia magna is the source of this 1624-nucleotide messenger RNA. Its product is annotated as probable cytochrome P450 49a1. Gene Ontology annotation, molecular function: oxidoreductase activity, acting on paired donors, with incorporation or reduction of molecular oxygen; monooxygenase activity; heme binding. Bases 28 to 1500 code for a protein of 490 amino acids. Lineage: Eukaryota; Metazoa; Arthropoda; Branchiopoda; Diplostraca; Daphniidae. The transcript has 11 exons. The record is from RefSeq and is a predicted model, not a curated record.
CAUCCCCUCAUCACGAAAUAGCCACGCAUGUCUAAAAGAAUGAGCGCAACCGAAUUUGAUAACGCUAAACCAUUUGAUCAGGUGCCGGGACUUCGGGUUUUACCAAUCAUCGGUACUACUUGGGGCAUGUUUCCUCAUAUCGGAGAUGGAAUUCCCAUCAGUAGAAUGCUUGAAUUGCAAAAGCUUCGCUUUAAGCAAUUCGGAUACAUCUGGAGAGAUAUCGUUCCUGGAAGACCACCCAUCGUCUAUACUGCCAGACCAGAAGAUGUUGAAAAAUUAUUUAAAACAGAAGGAAAGCAUCCGGUGCGUCCGGGUAUGGAUACGAUUAAAGCCUAUCGUGCCCAACGGAUCAAAGACUUCACCUCCGCCGGUAUUUUGCUCUCAAGUGGCGACGCUUGGUGGCAGACACGGUCGAAAACCCAGCAAACGUUUCUGAAACCGAAAAAUGCUACGCAUUACAUACCCGUUUUGAACGACAUUGCUGAAGAUUUUAUCGACAGAAUUCGUUUGAUUCGACCUGAAAACAAUGAAAUGAAACCAGAUUUCAUCAACGAUAUGUACAGAUGGGCACUUGAAUCUGUCGGUGUGGUUGGAUUGAAUACUCGGCUAGGUUGCCUCCGACCGGAUUUAGCUCCAGAUUCGGAGGCACAAAAAUUGAUAAAUGCCGCCAACUUCUCGUUUGAUGCCAUCAACGAUCUGGAGCACAACUUUCCGUUCUGGAAGUUCUUCGUGACUCCGAUGCUGCAAAAACUCUACGAUGCCCAAGAUUUCUUGACAGAUACGACGAUAAAAUACAUCAGCCAGACGGUGGAGGCCUUGAAAGGAAGCUCGUUCGAUUCCUAUUUAAGCAUUCUUGAACAGCUGCUUGUGCGCGGAAUGGAACCCAGCGAUGUCGUCACAAUGGUUAUAGACAUGUUGAUGGCCGGAGUAGACACUAGUGCCAACACAAGUGCAUUCUUGCUCUAUUACUUGGCGAGAAAUCCAGAAAAACAGGAGAAGUUGAGGCAAGAAAUUUUUUCCGUUGUCGGACCUAAAGGAAGUACCGCCACUGCCAGCGCGCUAAACAGUUUACCGUACCUUAAAGCUUGCAUCAAAGAAAGUUUCAGGUUGAUGCCAGCCGCCAAUGCAAACGCCCGUAUCACUGAUAAGGACCUCGUUCUAUCUGGCUACAUUAUACCAAAGGGGACUCUUGUAGCUGCACUUCACCAAUUGAUGGGUCGUCUCGACGAGAAUUUCCCAGAAGCAGAAAAAUUCAUUCCAGAGCGUUGGAUCAAAGGCGAUUUGCAAGAGAGCCACCAUCAUCCGUACGUGACGCUGCCAUUUGGUUGUGGAACAAGGAUGUGCAUAGGUCGAAAAAUUGCCGAACUCGAAAUCCAGCAGCUAACCAUUAAGAUGCUACAAAAUUUCAAGGUGGAAUACGACCACGAAGAUAUGAGUUGCUUCAUGCGAAUGACCAACAUGCCUGACAAACCGCUACUCUUUAAGUUUAUUGACUUGUAAACUGCCAUUUACGUUAACUCAUCUGUGAUUUAUAAGUGAUUGUAAUUUAUACGCAAUGGGACAUUUCAUGUACAUAUAUAUUGUUUUGCAUGGGUAUCAAUAAAGCUGUAUUCUUAUGACGUAA